Molecule: messenger RNA, 5152 nt
Organism: Cyprinus carpio (common carp)
Lineage: Eukaryota; Metazoa; Chordata; Actinopteri; Cypriniformes; Cyprinidae
Product: dual specificity tyrosine-phosphorylation-regulated kinase 2
Biological process (GO): peptidyl-serine phosphorylation; peptidyl-threonine phosphorylation
Cellular component (GO): nucleus
Molecular function (GO): protein serine/threonine/tyrosine kinase activity; protein serine/threonine kinase activity; ATP binding
Source: RefSeq, a predicted model, not a curated record
GUAAAGAAGGUGGAGGCGAACGAGGGAGAUAGAUAAGUCCAGACAACACCCUAAACCGGUUUAAAGUAUAUUCCGGUUACUGUAUGUAUGUGAGAGAAUGUCACGGGCUGUGGAGAAUUUCCUAGGCCCCAAAGUGCGGAGCAGCGCAGAGCCAUUAGUGCGUCUUUGUUUGUUUUGCACGUUUCCAAGCGAUGAUAACGCGAAUUCGGGUAGCGUUUGAGGAAGCGGCCCCUAUAGUUUGCUCGCUCAGGUCUGGAUGUAGCUGAUUGGAGUAGCACCAGUCAGAGUGGGUGAUCACAGGGAGGAGGGGAGAGACUGAAGUGGCUUUUCUGUGUGUGUGUGAUUCUCCAGCGGCCAUGUUAACCAAGAAACCCUGCGCUGCUGCUGCUGUCUACCCGACUGGCAAAGGGGGUGAGAUUUGCCAGCUACAGUCUUCCCCAGGACUGGGCAUCGGGGGUCCCCUGGCUGGAGCAGGGACUGAAGCCACAUCACCCGUCACAUUACCACCACUCAGGAACAGCAACUCUCUCACGGCUGGAGGCAAUAAACACACAAUGAAUGACCAUCUGCACGUUGGGAAUCACCAGCAGAUCCAUGUUCAACAGCUGUUUGAGGAAAACAGCAACAAACGGACAGUUUUGACUGCACAACCCAAUGGGUUGACACCCGUAGGUAGAACAGGUCUAGCCAUGCCAGAGAAGCAGCAAGAAAGCAGCCAGUGUCGACAAGGCAGCUCAAGUUCCAUCAAGUCAACUGAAAGCAAACCCAAGCCAGCACCUUUGACUCCUGAGCAGGCCAUGAAACAGUACUUGUCUAAGCUUUCAGUGUUUGAACAUCAAGAGAUCUUCAGCAACCCUGAGAUCUAUUUUAUAGGUCCAAAUGCAAAGAAAAGACAAGGAGUAGUUGGGGGGUCAAACAAUGGAGGUUAUGAUGAUGAUCAGGGUUCCUACAUUCAAGUGCCCCAUGACCAUAUAGCAUAUCGGUAUGAGGUACUAAAGGUUAUUGGUAAAGGCAGUUUUGGCCAGGUGGUGAAGGCCUACGACCACAAGAACCACCAGCAAGUGGCUCUGAAAAUGGUGCGUAAUGAAAAGCGAUUCCAUCGCCAAGCAGCUGAGGAAAUUCGCAUUCUGGAACACUUGCGCAAACAGGAUAAGGACUCCACCAUGAAUGUCAUCCACAUGCUGGAGAACUUUACAUUCCGCAACCAUAUCUGCAUGACGUUUGAGUUGCUCAGCAUGAACCUUUAUGAGCUUAUCAAGAAAAACAAGUUUCAGGGCUUUAGUUUGCCAUUAGUGCGCAAGUUUGCACACUCCAUCUUGCAGUGUCUUGACUCCCUGCACAAGAACAGAAUCAUUCACUGCGACCUCAAGCCUGAGAAUAUCCUUUUGAAGCAGCAGGGGCGCAGUGGGAUAAAAGUGAUCGACUUUGGCUCCAGCUGCUACGAGCAUCAACGGGUCUACACUUACAUCCAGUCACGCUUCUACAGGGCCCCAGAGGUCAUUCUGGGUGCUCGAUACGGGAUGCCAAUUGAUAUGUGGAGCUUAGGUUGUAUCUUAGCGGAAUUACUUACAGGGUACCCUCUCUUGCCUGGAGAAGAUGAAGGGGACCAACUAGCAUGUGUCAUAGAGCUGCUGGGUAUGCCCUCCCAGAAGCUACUGGAUUCAUCUAAGAGAGCCAAAAAUUUUAUCAGUUCAAAGGGAUACCCCCGUUACUGCACAGUCACAACCUUGCCUGAUGGCUCGGUGGUGUUGAAUGGGGGAAGGUCACGUAGGGGAAAACUCAGAGGUCCACCUGGUAGCAGGGACUGGAUGACAGCACUUAAGGGCUGUGAUGACCCCCUCUUCUUGGACUUUCUGAAACAGUGUCUAGAGUGGGACCCGUCCCUGCGUAUGACCCCCAGUCAGGCCCUCCGCCACCCAUGGCUCAGAAGACGCUUGCCAAAACCUCCCACUGGGGAGAAAACCACCGUAAAGCGGAUCACUGAGGGUACUGGUGCUAUAACUUCAAUCUCCAAAAUACCUCCCCCUUCUGGCUCAGCCACAAAGUUAAGGACUAACCUGGCACAAAUGACUGAUGCCAAUGGGAAUAUACAACAAAGGACAGUGUUGCCAAAAUUAGUCAGUUGAACACUCGUUUCUUUUUUUUCUUUGAAAUUAUAAUAUUGGAAAUUGUGCAAAAGAGUCGUUAAUGCAUAUCCACCAUUUAUGUACUGCUUUGUAGCACCUUUAGUUGGAUUUUUUUUUCUAGGAAAGCUCAAAUGGCCAGGAAAGGGGGAACAACACUUUUAAGUUUUUAUCUCAGGGCUGUGUUGAAUGCUGCUUUGGAGCAUUCAUGCAAUCUGGUCUGUAAUAACAAAAAGUCGCACUUGGUUUAAUACCUAAAUCUUGUAAAUGCCCUUGCCACAAUGAAGUAAUGGUAGGAUACAUUGAUUUGUGUGCUUCUGAAAUUUUAAUCCCCACCCUCAGAUCCUGUCAGAUAAAUAGUGUGUUAAUAGAUGAGGAUUAAAAAUGCAUUUUGCUAAAAACUAUGCGAUCUGAGGCUUGUUGCAUUUCCCAGCAUCAUUGUUGUCAAUAUCAAGAAUAGAAAAGAUACUCUUAAGAGACAAUGGUAAGGAUCAUAAUGGAGAGUGGAUGUUGCAGACUGUUAUGAGGUAGCAGAGAGAAUUUUUAUAUGUUUACAUGAUAGAUUUGGUUUGUGCCUAUUAAUCUCUUGACAUUCCUUAAAGAAACUAAAUGAGGAAAAGAGAGAGUGUCCAGAGUGGUCUACACUACAGCAGAUUGAUGGCAAAUUUAAAGGAAUUUAUGUGGUUUGAUAGAAACUAGUCUAUACUGUUCUCAGUAGUACUUGACAGGUGUACAUUCAUGUAAUUAUAAGCUAUUCGCUGGAAGAGUUGCUUUUGAACAUGUACUGUCCUGGAAGGAAAAAAACUGGUGCUUUACCUUUUUAUUUAUGAAUGUUUUAUAGCUUGAAACUUAAUACUCAUGGAACAAAACAGUGUUGUGUAAUCUCAAUGAGUGAAGACUGGUUAGUUUGCAAGGUAGGGUCUAGAUUCUAUUUGUCUUGUCUCUAAGGUGAAUGCCCUUUUUAUUUUAUUUUUUUGGCAUUACUAGGAUUAAGAAUUGAAGAAUAGGAAGGCAGGACCUUGCAUUUAACCUGAAUGCAAGCAAGUAAGGAUGCUAAUGAAAAUAAAUAUUUUAAGUGGACAACGUUAUGAUUCAAGACAAUACAGAUGGCUACAUUGCUUAUCCUCAUAUUAUUACAUAAUCAUUGUGUGGACUUGCUAAUAUCAGGCCAGAGUUAAAAUUCUUAAAGGUUGUUCCCUUUUUUAAAUAGUAAAUAAUGCUACAAAUAAGUUAUUAAUAACACUUUUUUCCCCCAAAUCCAGAACCGUUGGGUUUGAAAAAAAAUAUUUCACUAGAACACAAACACUGGCCAUUUUUAUAGCAUUUGUGACAUGGAAAGAGUAACUUGACUGACAUGGGUGUAAAAUCUUAAUAAGUUUAACUUAUUUAUCUUGUUUUGUUGUGUCAAUGAAGGCCUGAAUGUGGCUUGUAUAUCAGUUGAGUUAUUUAUGGUGUAAUGCACAAGAAAUAUAUCUGCCACUAUGUUGAGAUCUUACUAUAGCAGGAGGUAGAGUCCUGCUUUCUUUCAACCAGUCAUGGAUUGUGGGGGUGUGGAUGGAGGUCAAACUAUGGGCUGUCAGGGAGUCCAGCAAAGCUGUAAUGCUCAUGUUGAUCCCUCAACCCCCGCCCCCCCCACGGAGACUGGCACAGUGCCCUCCAGGCCUACUGCACACUGCACAGGGGCUCAGGGUCCUUUGGACACCCAUAGUGCUUUAUAAAUGCAGAAGUUACCUGCUAACAUCAGCAGGCAUUUCACAAUGUUCACUUUUUUAUUGUUCUGUGAAUUGACAGCAGUGUGGAAUAAUUGUGCCCUUAGGUUUAAUACAAUGUGCCUUUGGUUAUCAAUGCCAUUCAUUUUAUUUCAAACAAUGAUUUUCCCUUCCAUUUACUUUGAAAGACUCAUGGUGGUUCUCUUGCACAUGUUUGAGCAUCGCCCAAAGAUACUUCCCAAACCUCAUUAAAUGGGACUUGGGAACAAGUGGCCGCACAGUAGAGGUUGUACAUGCAGUUUGGACACUCAAUGUUUUUUAUACUAUGAUUCGACCCUUUUCCAACAGGGAUGUCUUAGUAAGAGACAACAAUUACUACAUUGACAGAACAAGUGUCUUCACCACUGCAUUCAUGUUGUCUUAACAUCAGAGAAUUCAAGGCGAUAUAUUUGGUUAAUUUUAUUACAAUAGAAAUAAGAACACAUUUUAAUAUUUUACCUCAGACUGUUGUAAUAUUCUUGUACUUUAUGAAUCCAGGGCAUUUGGUAUAUACCAAAGUGCAUUCCUUUCUGUGUUAGUGGCUAUGAGGAAAAAGAAGCCAGAAUUUUUUUAUUUUUACCUGAUCAAGAGGCCAUCAAGCCACUCAAGGGCAUGUCUUGAGAUUGAUAAUCCUCUGUGGAGAGGGAAUGAUAGGGGAAGGAUGCUUGAGCUCUAUUAGACAGUUGCAUCUCCUGUUAAAAUGUCUGACAGAUGUAGCAUACCUCCAAACCUCUGUUACUUGACAUGGUUGGAUGUAUCUUCAGAGCAGUGAAAACUGCAACCCCAAGAAAUCCACAGUGAGUCAAGUUGUCAUCCCAGUGUGCAAUACAGUGGUAGCAUUGUUGAGGAAAAUCAAACUACAUGGCUGAAAGGUACAUUUUAAAACAACAUGCUUUUUACAAUUUUUAAAUGUAUGCCCUAAAUCUUGAAUCUAGCUACCCACUGUCAACUUAGGUCAGUUCUUUUUUUAAAACGAAUCUUUAAAUGGAGGAACAAAGUUGACAUUGUUUAUAUUCAGCCACAGAUACGUACUGUACAUAUGUGAAUUGUUGAGGAUUUGAUGUGUAUGUGUACAUAUGUAUAAUGUUUUAAUUUUGUGAAAAGCUGCUGAAAACACUACAUAUAUUUCUGUAGUGGGGUUUUAUUGUUGGCGGCCAGUUUAAUGAUACUGUAUGUAUUGUACAGCUGAAAAAAUAAGAGUUUUUUUCUAGUGAUCAUUUGUUAAAUUUUAUUGUUGUGGCUGGAAUACAUUAAUAAUAAAAGUUUUAAUGUCCAUCUUUA